Molecule: messenger RNA, 4488 nt
Organism: Chiloscyllium plagiosum (whitespotted bambooshark)
Lineage: Eukaryota; Metazoa; Chordata; Chondrichthyes; Orectolobiformes; Hemiscylliidae
Gene: tmem183a
Product: transmembrane protein 183A
Biological process (GO): regulation of protein stability
Cellular component (GO): SCF ubiquitin ligase complex
Source: RefSeq, a predicted model, not a curated record
UGACGGGAGGCUCAGUUCCAAUAUGGCUGAAGAUCCCGGGGGAGUGACUUUUAUUCACUCAAUCACUUUCUCUUUUCUUUCCUUUUCUCCUGCCGGUUCCGCAACAUGGAAGAACUCUCGAUAGCGUGUUUCGGUCUCGUGUUGUCGUCGCCAUGCCAAAGAAAGGGAACAGAAAACGGCUGAAAUACCGCGGAAACAUUUCUUCUGAAACAGUUACUGUGGCAGAUUAUGCCGAUUCAGAUCCAGCUAUUGUGAAGACUGGUAGAAUAAAGAAAGCUGUAGCGAAUGCAAUUCAGAAAGAAGUAAAGUUAUUAUGUGGUUUGGAAGCUUCUCAAGUCCCUGUGACAGAAGAGGCUCUUUCCUCUGUUUCUGUGGAUCAUUUGGAUUGUGACAGCAGUGAUGAAGUAGAUGUUGAUGGUCACUCAAAUGACUUGAAGGUUUCUAGGAAGAAGAAAAGCAAAAGACAGCAAGAGAAUGUUGAAGACUGUGGGCAGCAGUACCCCAUAGAUAUUUGGUUAUUUCUGGCGUCCUACAUAAGACCUGAGGAUGUUACCAAGUUUGCUCUCAUUUGUAAAAAUGCCUGGACUGUUACCUGUACUGCUGCAUUUUGGACCAGGUUAUACAGAAGGUACUACUGUUCAGAUGUUUACUUGCCUGUACGUUUGCAACGCGAAGUCAUAGGAAAGUUGGGUUCACUGCGUGCCUGUGUGAUCCGUUCUCUGUAUCACAUGUAUGAGCCAUUUCGUAUGCGCAUAUCAGAAAAACCUGCAAUUCCUGAGUCAACUCCAAAUACAUUACAGAACUGUAGCUGCUUGCUCUACUGGUGCAAGAAGGGGACUGGAAAUAGAUCAGACCAAAGAUGGGAAUUCAACUACAAAUUCAAAAAGCAGUCUCCCAAGUUGAAAAAUGGGUCUCGAAAUGGGCUUCAAUUUCCAAGACAGUAUGAAGAGGUGCACACAAAUCCUGACCAAGACUGCUACUUGCUGCAGAUAACCACUCUCAAUUUCAUCUUCACGCCAGUGGUUAUGGGAAUGACUCUAGCAUUGUUUACAAUAAGUGUAAGCACUGAUAUGAGGCACCACCGUGUCAGGAUGCUGUUCCAAGAUUCUCCACUUCCACAUGGAAAAAAGCCAAAAAAGGACCAAGGACUCCAAGUUGUUUUGGACCCUGUGCAUAGUGUGCGCUUACUGGACUGGUGGCAUCCACAGUUUCCCUUUUCUGCCAGCAUUUAGUGUUUCACAACAUCAUGUGAAACUGCUGACACAAGAUGGGUUCUGGAAAGUGCUUUGCAUGGUAGAUAAAGAAAAUGAGUUCAGUUUUAAGAACAAUAGUUUAAUGUUUUUUGAGAUUUCUAUGUUUCUGUUAUAUAAAGUAAUCUUAAUUUAGAUAAAGGCACUGUUCAACACCACAACUUGCUUUUUUUUUAUAUUGCAGAAUGUCUAAGAUGUGAUGCAGACCACUUUUGACUUGGAAUGUAUGAAGUUGUUUUUCAAACACUUGCAGUAAUUUACAAUGGGCAGGACAGUUGCUUACAUAUAUUUGCAUCUCAUUUAGAAUGCAUUCAUUCAAUGCACUACAUAUAUUUAUCUGAAUGACGGCCAAUAUAAAAAAUUCUGUUUGUAAAAUGUUCCAUUAAAGACUAUUAUAAAAUAGCUUGCAGAACUUCCUAGAAACAGAGCUGAGUUUUUGCUAAGAACAUUAAAUUUAACUCAGGUUAAAAUCACUGUAUCAGAUUAUUAUGACUCACAAGAAAAACUAGUCUUUGCAGUCAAUUUAUUGUUGAGAAAAUACUUGCAUGAGCACUGUUUCAAUUUCGGACCAUGUUGCCCUCCAACCCCCUGCCCCGCCCCCAACUACCAUUUUAAUUCUGAAGAGUCAGAAUUGAACGAAAUUGAAAGCAAGUGUUUAAGUGAUGGAGUGUUCGCCAGAUUACACCUGGAGAAGGCGCAAUUAGUUAGUCACCGUCAUAUUUAGAAAUGUUCAAAAAAAGUUUUAAUUGUAAGGAAGUAAACUUUCACAUUACCCACUCAAAAAAAUGGCAUAGUUAUUCUUACUUUCCAUGAAGUACAGUGGAGGAAUGUUUCAUAAUCCAUCAGCAGUUUAGUUGCUGUGUAAAGUAAUUUGACAGAUAAAUUGUCUUAUCAUAUUAUUAUAGGUAGUAUGGAGCAGUGAUAAAUAUUUAUCGAUCCUUGCUCAGAAAGAAAGGUUAAAUGUCAAGUUUUACUUACUGUCACUGGGCAGGAAUUAUCAAGAGUGGCUGAUAUAUACACACAAUCUGAGAAAUGCUGAUUUUUGUUUUACGCUUUCAGAAUCUCUAAAAAUAACUAAGUUUGUGGGUUGCAAAUCUUAUUUCAACUAAAAAAUAGUCGCUUGGUGCAGUUCGUUAUUUGAAUCAGAAAACUUGUUUUAAAUCCUCGAAAGACUAAAACAUGAAAGCGUAAUGGCACAUUAAUAUUCUGAUUAUCUAAUUUGGAAUGUUAUUUGACAUGCCAUAAAUGAAGUAAAAGAAGUUAAUUUCCAAGUUGGCAUUACAUUUGUAAACAGGCUUUGUUUCUGGAGGUGUGGAAUUAUGGAAUUCAAAGAUAAUCAUUGAAGGCAAUAUCAUGGAUGAAAAUAAUUGUUUCUUGUUAAUAUUUGAAGACAAAAAAAAAUUGUUUUCUGAAGCAAAACCAAUAUAUACACAGACGAAUUUCAGCUUGUUUGGGUUUAAUAAUAUAAAUGUUUCAGUGUAGUCUGAAGCUUGCAAAGUAAUGUUUUUAUCCCAAAUGAACAUUUAAACCAAUGUGUGAAAACUUAAGAGUUAAAUUAUUUUGAGUUUGUUAUUUGUGUUAGAGCCAAUGUAGUUUCUGCGUCUGUUCUUAAACCAUUAUUUCUCAUUAAAUAUGCAUAAACAGCAUGCUGAAAGAUAAUUUAAAUUUCUGGAUUGAUUAUAAAUAGUGGUCUCAAACAAACGCGCAUACGUUAAUGCCCAUGUUUAAACAUGCAGACUCUCUCUGUUUAGGAGAAACUAUUUGGCCUUUGCUAUGUUUAAAAUCAGUGAACCUGUUCUUAAAAUUUCUGUGCCAAUUUUCUACUUAUCACUUGACUCAGAUUUCUCUUUCUGUUACUGAAACUAAGUUCCCUGAGACUGGCAUUUAAAUUAUUGCAUUGUGAAUAGGGAAAAAUAUCAAUAACAGUCUUAUUUUUAAGUGAUAGCCUUUAAAGCAUAGACUGUCAAUUAAACUAUACAAUUUUCUGCUGGGAAAGAUAAAAUAUUGAUCAAUUAAAACAGCAUAGCUGAAAACUGCUGAAAGUCUUGAUGAAUGUGAAGUUUCUGCCAACAAUGUAAUUCUUGUAUUUAAAUUUUUCUUGUAAGCAUUCUAAACAUUGAAACAUAGAGGAACUCAUUUUUGAUGAAAUGUUUGAUUGCUCAUACAUGCAGGUAGUUUACAACAAAGAACAGGCACAUGCUUGAAGAAUAAUUUGGAGAAUUCAACUUGCAAGUAUUGAAUUUUUAAGUUAAAUGAGAACCAGGUCUCCAAGUGUAACACUAUCUUCAAGAUAUUCAAAUAAGUUAUCUGAAUAAUAUAUUUAACAUGGAACUUGCUUUUUUGAAGAAAUUUUCCAGUUGCUUUGAUAAGAUGUCUUUUUAAUCUGAAUAUUCUUGUGCUCGUCCAUUUUUGCACUUCAAAUAGCAAGGCUCAAUUUAACAAUUUGUAGCCAUGAAUUUUUUUUUUACAGCUUACAUGGUGGUGGUGCAUUUUGAGGUAACAAGAGGACAUACUUGUAUUUUUAAUUUUCUGUGAUACAACAUUCCAGGUUUUCUGCCACUUUGGCAUUUGAGUUGAGAUUUAGUAUUUUCAAAAGCAUAAAACACUCAUUCACUUUUCCUUGGUGAGGGGAGCUGAUUGAAGGAAUGUAAUUAAGUACGAUCAUUAAAAAUAACUACACAUACAUUUUUGGAUAGUUAGUUUUAAUGCCUAUGCCCAUUUAAAAUUUUUCACACCAAUGGAAAUAGUCUCUUUCAAUAAGUUGCCUUGCUGUAAGUUCAUGUUUAAUGAAUAUACUCAGUGGAUAGAAACAAAUUGGGGAAAAUACUUUGUAGACCUUAGUUGUUGAACAUCGAAUAAUACAGCACUACCUAUUUAUGAGUGAGGCAGAAUCCAUGAAUUGAUCAACCUGUUCAACUUGCUCACAAUGUAUUGCUUCUGUACUUUAAAAUAUCAGUAAAAUCUACUGAAGUAUAACCUGAUUCCCUCAACUGGACUUUAAGUAAAUGUUUAGCUUGAUGUAGGUUGUCAUCUAGUGAGCUUGAUUGCCUGAAAUCAUGUCUUGGAUUUGUUUCUUUCAUAAUCAGUGAACCCUACUGUUCAUUUUUUAAAAAUAAGUUACACUUUUCAAAAGUUGAACUGUUUCUGUGCAAAACUAAAUCAUUUUCAGAAGGAAUAGAUUGCAUUUUUACACUGUGUACAAUUUCAUGAGCCCAAUAAAGCUUGCAUAAGAUUGUGA